CACUAGGCUCACGACGCGGCGGCUUUAUCGAUCGAUAACUCCAGCACGAGCCGCCCAAAUUGGUCCAUAUUUGCGCUGCUUGAUCAUACGUAUAAUACGCUGCAACGAGUGCAUAAGCGAGCCAGCAGUAAUUGGCCGCGGCGCGACGCACCAUGGCCUCCCACGUCGCCGCAGCAGACGACGCCGACGCGCUGCGCAACAAAGCUGUCACCGAAUUCGCAGCCGUCAUCGCGACGCUCGACGGCGUGGAGUUGGACGCGAGCGAGGGCGACGCCCUCAAAAAGAUGAAGCGCGGCGCCGCGCUGCGGGGCGUCAUGGCCGCGAAGGGCUGCGACAAACCGGAAACGCUCGAGACCAUGGCGCGCGAGUGGGUCGGCGGCAUGUUGGUGGCCACGUACGCGCUCGAGAAGGCGGCGUCCAGUCGACGGUUCGUGCAGCAGGGUGAUAGAGAACUGGUCAGUACAUUAAACAAGUGCUACGACGCCACAUCAACGUGGGCCGAGACGCACCUCGUGGCAGCUUUGGGCCUCACCAAGAAAACAAAUGAUGAAGAGGAGCAGCGGCCCUCGUGCGAGGCCCGGCCCGACCCGGUGCCCGAGGCGGAGGCUAGAAGGUUGGUGAACGAGGCCUUGCGGCGGGGCACGGCGCAGUUCGAGGACUACGCGGGCGACGACCCCGCGCCGGCUGCAUUGGCGCUGCAGACGGACACGUGGGAGGCCUUGAAUUGGCGCCGGGGGGCCCUCGCUUAUUAUGUGACGGCCACCGUCUGCGGCCUGGGCAAAGGCAACCCGUCGUCCGACGAGUUAUCUAAAAGUGCUGUAGCAGUCAGAGACGAGCUCGAGGCCGGCAUCGCAGCGAUCGGGCGGGUCCUCGACGCGCGGGGCGGCGAUUCGUUGCACUCGGACCUGAAACCGGCGACCCAGGCGACGGAUUAUGGUGUGUGGAGCACGACCCACUUGUUAGGAAUGGCCUACGCCGGCGAGCAGGCCUACAUCCUGUGGCUGCUCGACGACAGCGAGGACUGGCGACGACUCGCGUUGGUGCUGUUGCACCGCUACGUGUAUGUGGUUGAGGUGCUGAUGGUCGGGUGCGGCUGGUCCGUGAAGCGGCCGAAGGAGUUAUUGGGGUUGCUCGGCGGGCGCAAGGCCGUCGAGUCUUGUUUAGCUAAGGAGUGGGGCGCGGACGAGGCCAUCGCCAAGGAGCUGAAGCGCCUCGGCCUCGGGGACGCGUCUUCGGAGAAGAAGCCGUCGGGAGGGCGGCGGAAGAAGAAGGGGAGGUAAUACUGUUGUCUUA
Molecule: messenger RNA, 1293 nt
Organism: Pelagomonas calceolata
Lineage: Eukaryota; Pelagophyceae; Pelagomonadales; Pelagomonadaceae
Source: the annotation of a GenBank genome assembly